This is a messenger RNA of Verticillium alfalfae VaMs.102, 543 nucleotides long. RefSeq lists its product with no specific name. Bases 1 to 543 code for a protein of 180 amino acids. The record is from RefSeq and is a predicted model, not a curated record. Lineage: Eukaryota; Fungi; Ascomycota; Sordariomycetes; Glomerellales; Plectosphaerellaceae. The transcript is spliced from 2 exons.
AUGGAGGAGACGUUGGAGCAGAUGCAGGCACGCCACCGCAAGGAGCAGCGCGACCUCGUGGCGCGGACGACGAGCAAGAAGAAGAACGCGACGAAGAAGACGCGCAAGGGCGUCAAUGACGAGUGCGCCGAGCUCGAGCGGGUCUUGAAGGAGAGGCAGGCGGAGGAGCUCGCGGCGGCGGCGAGGGGCGAGGACCAAGAACAAGACGAAGAAGAGGAGGAACAGAUGCGAGAGCAAGCGGCGGCCGAUGCUGCGACUGACGAGAUCGACGAACUCGCAGGACGGCUAGGCGGGGCGGCCAUGACCGAGACGCAAGGCAAGGAGAUCCGGGACACGGCUGAAUGGGGCGGACAGCUAGAGCUUGCGGCGCUGGCGGCGCGGUACGGGGUCGAGAUCAAGGUCGUCCAGGACGGGCGUACGGAGACGAUCGAGACGCCAAGCGGCGGCAAGGACGGCAAGGCGACUGAGGUCAUAUGGCUGGCGUACUACCCCCACGGUUACGGUCUGGGUGAGCACUACAACUCACUUCGUAAGGCGGCGUGA